AAAUUUUAUAUCAAUUAAUAACUAAGAUUUUUGGUUUCUUCUCAUAGUGGCUUUUGUGAAGUUAUGUUGGACGGAUAGUGAAGUAAAAGCCUUUUAAAGCCCAUAAACAAAAAGAUUUGGUUUCUUCUUCUAAGGGUUUCGAGCAAAAUUUCUGAGCAACGGCGACGAUGGGAGACACCGCCUUGGAGAAGACAGCGGAAGAGCUACGGCAUGAGAUCGAUGAGCUUCACCGUCAACAGCGUGAGAUUACGGAGAGGCUUCGUGACCCUCGUGGACUCCGCCGUGGAGGCUUCUCAAACGUCGCUCCUCGCAACCAAGGCCGUAGAGGCUUUCCUCGACCUGCGGAGAGGAAUGACGUAGAAGACGAGCCUCCUGCUAAAAGGAGAUUGUCUUCCGCCGUUGUUAAGGUCGACGGUGAAGAUGUUAGUAAAGAUGGAGAAUUUCCAGUUGAUGGUAAUGGAACCCAGGUUAAAGUUGGUGAGAAUGGGACUUCUGAUCAAAGUGACAAGAAGCAAUCUGGUCUUCAUCGUGGAAGUUGGUCCCAGAGAGAUGCAGAACAACGACGGACCAAUAAGCGUUACGAAGCUUUUGCAUUGCCGGAGCCUGCACCAAGGGUUUUACCUAAGAAUGAGGAUCCUAAACUGGUUAAUAGGAACAGAAGAAUGCUAGGGAAUCUUCUAGGGACUUUGGAGAAGUUCAGAAAAGAAGAUAAGCAGCGUUCUGGAACAGAUGCAUACGCCCGACGAACUGCAGCUCUACAAAGGGCGGAGGAAAAGGCUCGUGAAGAAAGUGAACGACUGAGGCUGCAGGAGCGUGAAAAUUUGACUGAAAAGAGGAGAAGAGAUCUUACUCUUCGGGCUCGUGUUGCUGCUAAAGCAGAACAAAAGAAAUUGGAAUUGCUUUUCCUUCAAUGGAGUGAGCACCAAAAGAAACUUAGCAAUUUUAUAAGUGAUGAGAUUGCUAACUGCUAUGUAUUUCAUUUGCAGGUUAUUUUUUAUUUCGGUCCAAAAAGUGUGCAUAUUGACAAUUUUAUAGAGGCAAAGAUAAGUUUCCAUUCACGUGCAUACAAAGGCAAUGUUUGGUGCUAUAGGACUAAAGCAGAGCCACGGAUAUACUAUGCACCAGUGAAGCCUUUGGAAGAAGAUACAAGUGAGGUAGAACAACAGAAAGAGCGGACAUUCUUAGAAUGGAAGGCAGCAAGGAGACAAGAAGUGAGUGAGUAUCAAAAGGAGAUAGAAGAGCAGUGUCUGGGUAAUGUUGAGAAAGAGCUGGAGAGGUGGCAAAACGCAAGGAAGGCAAGGAAAGCAAACAACGAGGGUAUGAAUUUGCAGGAAACGAUGGACAAGGAAUUAGAGACUCAUAGGAUGGAGCAUGGGCCAAAGAAGAGAAAGAUACCUGGAGGAGGAGUAGGAGAUGAAGAUGAAGAAGAUGAAGUAGAGGAUAUCAAUGGUGGAGAGGAUGAAAUGAUAAUGGAUGAUUUACUGGAGGAGGGAGGAGAUGGAACCAUCAAGGAGGAAGUGGCAACUGAUACAGUUAAAGCAGAAGCAGUGGAGGAAGAUAUUAAACAUGAGGUUCUCUAAGUCAUAUAGUUUGUUUGUUCUUGAAAUUUGGUGGAGUUUGCGAGUUAGAAAACUGGUCAAAUCUAUUUUGGAGCGUUGUAACGUGAAUUAUGGUAAUUUCUAGGAAAGAUUUGCCUUUGUGCUAUAUAAUUUGUUUUGUUUAUCUGCUAGUGUAGUAGCCUCAGCUUUCAUGCAUCG
Arabidopsis thaliana (thale cress) is the source of this 1757-nucleotide messenger RNA. RefSeq names its product protein-protein interaction regulator family protein. Gene Ontology annotation, cellular component: nucleus. Bases 168 to 1580 code for a protein of 470 amino acids. NCBI's taxonomy places the organism in Eukaryota, Viridiplantae, Streptophyta, Magnoliopsida, Brassicales, Brassicaceae. The record is from RefSeq and is marked reviewed. The transcript has 11 exons.